AUGAGCUCGGGCACCAAGACCAGCUCGGCCAGUGUCGUUUCCGACUCCAAGAUUGCCGGCUCGACAACCAGUGAUGUCUUCCCUCCUACUGGCACCAAGGUCAACACCUCAAUCUUCCCUAAUGAGUCCGAGGUCGGCUUCCCUGGACCUACUCCUACUGGUCUCGAGGGCGAUGCCAUUCAGACCGCUCCUCUCUACCCUUACAAUUCGGCCGCUGCUGCCGCCUUCCCUCUGGCUGUGCCUCAACCUCACGGCUCGUCUGCCUUUGGCGACAAGUUCGACAUUACAAAGUACUGGGGUAACCUCAGUCCCUGGUACUCGGUUUCAUCUGCCGACUAUGGUCUGGAUGAGGCUAACCCCUUGAUUCCCGAGGGCUGCACCAUCAACCAGAUGCUUCUGUUGUACCGUCACGGUGCUCGUUACCCCACCAGCGGCGCUGGUCCUUCCACUUUCUCCCAGAAGGUCCACAAUGCCACCGCUUCUGGCUUCAAUGUCACCGGUGAGCUGACCUUCUUGGCUGACUGGACCUACAAGCUCGGCGCUGAGCUUCUUACUCCCUUUGGCCGCAGCCAGAACUUCCAACUCGGUAUCGAGUACCGUCAGCUGUACGGUGAGCUCCUCAACAACUUCACCGAGCAGGAUGCUCUUCCUGUCUUCCGCACCGAGUCGCAAGACCGCAUGGUCAAGACUGCCGAGAACUUUGCCGCUGGUUUCUUCGGUGUCCCUGAGUACUUGAACCAGGUCAACAUUGAGAUUCUUGUUGAGAACUCGACCGUCAACAACUCUGGUGCUCCCUACGAGGUCUGCCCCAACUCGAACAUUGCCAGCCGCGGUAGCAUCGGUAGCACUGUUGCCACAAAGUUCGCCAACAACGCUUUCAACGCGACCCUUGCUAGAUUGAACUCUCAGGUUUCUGGAGCUCUCAACUUCACUUCCUCCGAUGUCAUUGAUAUGCUGCAGCUCUGCUCCUACGAGACCAACGCUCUUGGCUACUCCAAAUUCUGCGGUCUCUUCACCCAGGAGGACUUCAUCAACUACGAGUACUACUACGACUUGUCUUUCUACUACAACAACGGUCCUGGCUCGCCCGUCUCCGCUGCUCAAGGCAAGGGUUUCCUCGAGGAGUGGCUUGCACGCUUCACCCACACCUACCCCCCGGCCAACUCUGCCCUCAACAAAACUUACGACAACUCUUCGACCUACUUCCCUCUGAACCAGUCCAUCUACGCCGAUGCCACCCACGAAGUCGUCGUUCUCGACACUCUGACUGCUUUCAACUUCACCGCCUUGUUCAAGGGCGCACCUCUCAGCGCCACUGGCAAUGAGGGCACCAACUCAUUCGUUGCUAGCAAACUCGUUCCCUUCGCUACCCACUUCACCACCCAAAUCAUGACCUGCCCCUCCAGAAACGUCACCAAGCAGAUUCGUUUCCUCAUCAACGAUGCUGUCAUUCCUGUUUCUGACUCUCACCCUGGCUGCCCCGUCGACAAGGAUGGUCUCUGUCCUUUCGACACCAUGGUCAGUGUCUUGCAGAAGAGAGCCAACGAGAUCAACUACAACUACGACUGCUUCGGCAACUACACCGCCACUGCUGGUAACAACUACAACGGCCGUGCCCCUACUUCUUAG
Aureobasidium melanogenum CBS 110374 is the source of this 1629-nucleotide messenger RNA. Its product is annotated as phosphoglycerate mutase-like protein. NCBI's taxonomy places the organism in Eukaryota, Fungi, Ascomycota, Dothideomycetes, Dothideales, Saccotheciaceae. The record is from RefSeq and is a predicted model, not a curated record. Gene Ontology annotation, molecular function: acid phosphatase activity. The coding region runs from base 1 to 1629 and encodes 542 amino acids. The transcript is spliced from 2 exons.